UUUAGGUUUUGUUAUAAACUAUACUAAAAGCCAAGUCGAACCGUCCCAAACUUGCAAGUUUCUUGGAUUUAUUUAUAACUCGGUUGAUAUGACGAUUUCUCUCCCUACAGAAAAACGUAAUCACAUACUACAUUUAGUAGAAAAAUUUUCGUCUUUGCCUAAAUGUUCCUUAAGAGAUUAUGCUCACCUUAUAGGCGUUCUAACCGCAGCUUGCCCCGCUGUAAGAUACGGGUGGGUCUAUACAAAACAACUUGAACGACAAAAAUUUAUUAUGUUACAAGACCGGUCAUAUGAUUCAAAAGUUAGAUUCACAAAUGAAAUCCUGCCUGACCUAGUUUGGUGGUCGACACAUAUUAAUACUACAUAUAAUCCUAUAGGAAACACCAAUUUUGACUUGGAAAUCUUUACUGAUGCUUCUAUGACAGGUUGGGGAGCGUUUUCCAACAAUAGCCGGGCCAGCGGGACAUGGCAGGAAUGCGAAGUUAUUUUCCAUAUAAACUACUUAGAGUUAUUAGCUGUAUUUUUUGGCCUCAAAUGUUUUGCGCGCGAAAAAUCAAACUGUAAUAUUUUAUUGCGCGUUGAUAAUACGACAGCAAUAAGUUAUGUCAACAGAAUGGGAGGUGUACAGUUUCCCCAUUUAAAUAAUUUGGCAAGGUCAAUCUGGCAGUGGUGCGAGGAGCGAGGGAUUUGGUUGUUCGCGUCUUAUAUCAAUACAAAAGACAAUGUAGAAGCUGACGAAGAGUCAAGGAAAGUUAACCCUGAUGUAGAAUGGUCGUUAAGUGAGUCAGCUUUCCAAACAAUUGUUAACGCGUUUGGACAAGCUAACAUAGAUCUUUUCGCUUCUCGCACAAAUGCCAAAUGCGAAACUUAUGUAUCGUGGCAACGUGAUCCAGAAGCGCUUGCUGUCGAUGCAUUCACUCUUAACUGGAAUAAUUUGUCUUUCUACGCAUUCCCACCAUUCCCUUUGAUACUAAAAUGUCUCAGUAAAAUUAUUAAUGACAAAGCCGAAGGUAUCCUUGUGUAUCCCCCUAUGGCCUUCACAACCAUGGUUCCCACUAUUAAAUAG
Plutella xylostella (diamondback moth) is the source of this 1066-nucleotide messenger RNA. Lineage: Eukaryota; Metazoa; Arthropoda; Insecta; Lepidoptera; Plutellidae. The record is from RefSeq and is a predicted model, not a curated record.